This is a messenger RNA of Odocoileus virginianus texanus, 3880 nucleotides long. RefSeq names its product hyaluronan and proteoglycan link protein 1 (gene HAPLN1). Gene Ontology annotation, molecular function: hyaluronic acid binding. The record is from RefSeq and is a predicted model, not a curated record. NCBI's taxonomy places the organism in Eukaryota, Metazoa, Chordata, Mammalia, Artiodactyla, Cervidae. Gene Ontology annotation, biological process: positive regulation of neuroblast proliferation; central nervous system development; skeletal system development. Gene Ontology annotation, cellular component: perineuronal net; synapse.
GCAGGUGGAUUCUUUACCACUGUGCCUUAGAACGCAAAUAGUAUACAACUCUCAUUUACCUGGCUUUGAUGAGAAUUGUGAUCUUUAUGUAAUUGUUCAUGAUUGACCAUUUAUUCCUUAACUCUAACAGUACUCAUCCGGGAACUCUGCCAUUUUUACACUGCUCUUACUAGCAUGGACGUGAAGCUCUUCAUAUCUUAAAAAAAAAAAAAACAUGUUCAAGUUUGAAAUAGAAAAGGGGAACUUCGUACUGGCAACUCUAAUGGUGGGAGUUGGAAGCAAACUGAAGGGGAAAGUCUGUGGAGGGGUGGGAGUGUAAUUUCAUGGUAUUUAGGACAUUGAAAAACCCUUGAGGUUCAUGUGCACCCACUUUCUAUAUUUCUUGUGAUAAUACUGCCUGCAUUUUUGUACACUGUACUCUGAUUAUUUUGUACACUGAUUAUUUACUUCUAAGUCAAUGGCAAGCCUAAUACUUAUAUAACAUAAAAGUUUUAAAUGGCAUUCUUUACAAAAGUUAUAAAUUAUGUAGAUAUUUUAGAGUCUAGGGUAGUCCUAACCGACUAAACUUCAGUGCUAUAAAGAAGGCUGAUUAAAUGAUUUUGGUUGUUUUCAGAAUGAACAAAAUCCUCAGCUCAAGAAGAUAUAAAGGAGGAUUACUUAGUUUUAAAAGCUUAAAAUACCCUCAAAGAUCACUAUAACUUUAAAAAAAUCUUUUAAGAUGUAUUCUUGGGUUGUGUCUUGUAUCACAAAACCAAUUUGGAAACUUGAUUUAAUGAGCUUAGUUGUCAAUAUUUGCCAAGUUAAUUGGAGAAUACUGGAUACUCCCUUUUUGUUCUGUGUAGACACAGCCUUUUGGACUGGAACAGCCUUUGUUAUCCCUAGGCCAAUGAACUGAAUUCUGAUGAAAUCAUGCUUUGACGUAGGAUGUGGACCAAUAGUAAACCUGCUUCAGGGUCUUGGAAGAUAUCUUAAAAGUUGCAGCCAAAAGAGGUGGGGACUGCAUCAAGCGGAGAGGAGAGAAGCUUCUGCUGCUAAAGAUCAUGAAUGGAUUUAUUUUUGCUUUUAUCAUGACUUAGUAUGAUAAGAUACCACAGCAAAACAUUGCUCAUAAAACUCUUCAGUGUGCUUAGUAAAAAGUCAGGAUUGACAUAUAUUUAAAAUCAUUCUACACCUUCUCAGAGUUUGAUCAUCGUUUAAAAUAUAUUGAAGAAGAUUAUUUGGGCUACAAAGAUGAAGAGUCUACUUCUUCUGGUGCUGAUUUCAAUCUGCUGGGCUGAUCAUCAUCCAGGCAACUAUACUGUAGAUCAUGACAGAGUUAUUCAUAUCCAAGCAGAAAAUGGCCCCCGUCUACUGGUGGAAGCAGAACAAGCCAAGGUGUUCUCACACAGAGGUGGCAAUGUUACACUGCCAUGUAAAUUUUACCGAGACCCUACAGCAUUUGGCUCAGGAACCCACAAAAUCCGGAUUAAGUGGACCAAGCUAACUUCAGAUUACCUCAAGGAAGUGGAUGUCUUUGUUUCCAUGGGAUACCACAAGAAAACAUAUGGAGGAUACCAUGGCAGAGUGUUUCUGAAAGGAGGCAGUGAUAAUGAUGCUUCUCUGGUGAUCACAGACCUUACUCUAGAGGAUUAUGGGAGAUACAAGUGUGAGGUGAUUGAAGGAUUAGAAGAUGACACUGCUGUGGUAGCAUUAGAUUUACAAGGUGUAGUAUUCCCUUAUUUUCCACGACUGGGGCGCUACAAUCUGAAUUUUCAUGAGGCACAGCAGGCUUGUCUGGACCAGGAUGCUGUGAUUGCCUCCUUUGAUCAGCUGUAUGAUGCCUGGCGGAGUGGGCUGGACUGGUGCAAUGCUGGCUGGCUCAGUGAUGGGUCUGUGCAAUAUCCCAUCACAAAACCCAGAGAACCCUGUGGAGGCCAGAACACAGUGCCUGGCGUCAGGAACUAUGGGUUUUGGGACAAAGAUAAAAGCAGAUACGAUGUCUUCUGUUUUACAUCCAAUUUCAAUGGCCGAUUUUACUACCUGAUCCACCCCACCAAGCUGACCUACGACGAAGCGGUGCAGGCUUGUCUCAAUGAUGGUGCUCAGAUUGCUAAAGUGGGCCAGAUAUUCGCUGCCUGGAAACUUCUGGGAUAUGACCGUUGCGAUGCAGGCUGGUUGGCGGACGGCAGUGUCCGCUACCCCAUCUCUAGGCCAAGAAGGCGCUGCAGUCCUAGCGAGGCUGCGGUGCGCUUUGUGGGUUUCCCAGAUAAAAAGCAUAAGCUGUAUGGUGUCUACUGCUUCAGAGCAUACAACUGAAUGUGCCCCUAAAGCACGGCAGUUUGAAAGUCAUUAAGAACAUGUGAAGUGAAAGGUUUUAUUUUUUUUUCCAAUAUGAACUCAUGCAAGUUACCAAAACUGUGAUAACCCUUUUUUACUUACUGUAAAGAGUCAUUUUCAUAAAGACCAAUUCAUUAAUUUGUUUUUGUAAAGCUAUUAUCAUUCAAUAUAUAUUAUAAAUUAAUAUAAUUUUAAGGGAAGCACUACAUAUGGAGGUUUUAGAGCCAAACUGUUUAGGCUACAUCAUCCCAAUGAAGUAUCCUUUCAUGAUCGGGGCAUGCAAUAGCUUGAGGAUUGCUAGGAUUAAACUAAGGAAAGUAAAGCUACUCAGAGCAGCAGCUGCCACAAGCACAAAUUUUACACGUUUGUACAGUUUUGAAAUGCACUACAAUAAACAGAUUAGAGCAACAGAUUUGAAAUAUAGGCUUCUUUACAUAAACUGAGGUUCUGAGAGGUUGCACAACACUUAGUUUCACAAGGGAACAAUCUACACUUUUCUAAAAUAUUUCAAAGCUCCGAUAGUCAGAAUAUUUUACUCUUUAAAAUCCUGCCUUUUUGACCAAAAAAAAAAAAAAAAAAUCAGAUGAACUCCAAUGUAUAACAAGCACAGUUAAAACCCCUUUAGACUCCCAUUUAUAUGAAGUAUGAAACUAAAAUAAGCAGAUCAUAUUUAACCAAUGAGAGAUUCCUACCUUCUUCUAAUUAAAAUUAUACAUGCCUGAGAAGAACUGUUUUCUUUUGAGUAGCUUUACUGAAAUAUAUUUAAAUUCUAAGGGCCGUUUGCUAAGCAGCAUUUAGCAUCUACUCAGGGCAGUUAUAUAGAUAAACUGCUGGACAGAAAAAUUGUAAAAUUUAGCAGCUUGAUUUUAUGUUAGCCUAUGAAUUGUUAUUGUCCUAUAAAAUUAACUUUAAAAUAUUUAAUACUUCCUUCUUAUUUACAUGACAUGACAAAAAUUUAAAUCAUAGAAGGAAUAAAUAACUAUACUUGCCUAACCAAGAUAUAAGAACCCAACUUUCAGAACUCUUAUUAUUCCUAUUUGUAUAAGACUAGAAAGUCCAACUGGUGCCUGUGUUUGGGUAAAAAAGUCAACAAAGUAGUUUUAACCUUUCUCCAUAUAGAAAAUGUGAACAGUGAUGGAUAUCACUUUCUUGCUGAUCAUCAUCAGGCUUAAAUGAAAUGCUGAAACUGUCAAAGAGUUUACACUAAAAUCUUCAGGGCUUUAUAUGAAAGGGUAAGACCAGCUCCAAAAAACAACUUUCCCCAUUAGCAGCUCCAAUCUUAAAUAAAGCUCGGUUUUCCUAUAUUUUUAUGAGUGUUGAAACCCCACAGGGACCAAUAUUUGUAUUCAAAUUACAUUUCAUGGUUUCCCAUUGUUUCACAAUGAGUUCUAAUAAAUUGGAUUUAGUAUAAUAAUCCAAGUAUGACAUAGCUGAUAUGCUUUCAUGAAUGUUUUUAUGUAGAUUUUCCUCCCAUGAACAUGAGUAAAUAAAUCUGUUUCCUGAAUUGAUUGUGGUUGCCUUCAAAGCUCUGUAAUAAUUCUAAUAAAUUUACUCUAUAGAUGUA